Suillus fuscotomentosus is the source of this 513-nucleotide messenger RNA. RefSeq lists its product as uncharacterized. The record is from RefSeq and is a predicted model, not a curated record. The coding region runs from base 1 to 513 and encodes 170 amino acids. The transcript has 2 exons. NCBI's taxonomy places the organism in Eukaryota, Fungi, Basidiomycota, Agaricomycetes, Boletales, Suillaceae.
AUGACAGACAAGACAUCUCUGAAGCCAGCGCUUGCAGUUCUAGAGUAUGGGCAAUCUGACGAGCUCCAGACUCCAUCGUCAAUCACUGCGGUAACAGAUCAAGAUAACCUAGAGGAAGGAGAGAUUUCCGAGGAAGACACAUCAAGUACCGCUUCAACUUCUCCCGGAAUCGGGGGCCAGCUGUUGAAUAUAUCAAGUGGCACAAGUCAUUCCUCUGACUCUGCUCAGAGCUCCCGUUUACCUUCUCCCUCAAUCACUGCCUGCGGCUUGACCGCCACAUCAACAACACCACAACGUCCGGAUAUGGGACCUAUGACUCGCCAAGACCUGGAUCACACUAAGAACAUCGUACUUGAUCUCCUAGGCUGGGGCGUUUCUCCUGAAUAUCUGAUCAAGGCUGGUGUGUCGGCGGGUGUAAUAUACAGGGUGUUUACCGAUCUCAAUCUCCGUCUUCCUACAAAUCUUGUUCUUCCUCCCACUCAGCCCUUGCCACCGCCUUCUGGUAUACGAUAA